CACCAGCUCACCCACCGCUGCAGCUGCCCAAGUCACAUUCGGCUACAUUUGAUCUGGAAGAGUGAUUCAAAAUGACAAUGAUACUGGGUUACUGGGAUACUCGCGGGCUUGGCCAACACAUCCGCCUCCUGCUGGAGUACACCGGAGACAAGUAUGAGGAAAAGCAAUACAUCUGUGGGGAAGCUCCCGACUUCGACAAAAGCUGCUGGACGAAUGUAAAAUUCAAACUUGGAAUGGAUUUUCCCAACCUACCCUAUUUGGUGGACGGAGACAGGAAGAUACCGCAGAGCAACGCCAUCAUGAGAUACAUUGCUCGUAAGCACAACAUGUGCGGAGAGACUGAGGAGGAAAAGAUCCGAGUGGACGUCUUGGAGAAUCAGGCCAUGGACCUCAGACUUGCCUUUAUUAAGCUGUGCUAUCUGAACAUUGAUCAGAAGCCAGAGUAUCUGAAGAAUCUGCAGUGUACACUGAAGCAGUUCUCAGAUUUCCUUGGAAAGAGGAAGUGGUUUGCUGGUGACAAGAUCACUUUCGUGGACUUCAUUAUGUACGAGCUGCUGGAUGAGCACAGGGCCCUCGAGCCGAAAUGCCUGGAUAACUUCAAGAACCUCAAAGAGCUCUUAAACCGUUUUGAGGGUCUGGAGAGGAUUGCUGCCUACAUGAAGUCAGCAAGAUUCAUGAAAGGCCCAAUAAACAACAGGAUGGCCCAGUGGGGAUACAAGUAACAGUGCCUUCAUGAAAAAUGUUCAUUAGUGCAACUGCCAAAUUAACAUCAAAGUUAAUUUGCCUGCACCCUACUUGGCAGGUUUCAUGCCCUUAAUCACAUUACACUGUUAUUUUUAAGCCUUUUAUAAAAUCAUUAAUGGUUUCAGUUUUGGGGGUAAAUAAUAACAAUUUGUGCUGUUAUUAUAAAGAAGUUGAAGUGGAAACAUUUUCCAGUGAAAGCACCGAUUGUUGUAACGGAAACCUUUUUUUUAAU
This is a messenger RNA of Archocentrus centrarchus (flier cichlid), 976 nucleotides long. Its product is annotated as glutathione S-transferase Mu 3-like. The coding region runs from base 72 to 722 and encodes 216 amino acids. The record is from RefSeq and is a predicted model, not a curated record. NCBI's taxonomy places the organism in Eukaryota, Metazoa, Chordata, Actinopteri, Cichliformes, Cichlidae. The transcript is spliced from 8 exons. Gene Ontology annotation, molecular function: glutathione transferase activity. Gene Ontology annotation, biological process: glutathione metabolic process.